Molecule: messenger RNA, 3424 nt
Organism: Brienomyrus brachyistius
Lineage: Eukaryota; Metazoa; Chordata; Actinopteri; Osteoglossiformes; Mormyridae
Product: zinc fingers and homeoboxes protein 2-like
Exons: 4
Coding region: 708-3128 (806 amino acids)
Biological process (GO): regulation of transcription by RNA polymerase II
Cellular component (GO): nucleus
Molecular function (GO): DNA-binding transcription factor activity, RNA polymerase II-specific; DNA binding
Source: RefSeq, a predicted model, not a curated record
CAAAGGGGAAGUCCAGAUGCAGCCAUCACGGACUUGGCACCCCCCUUCGCAUCGGAUUAAUUGCCCUUCUUUCCCCCACCGUCUCCGAAACUUUUCCCAAGCGCAAUUACCGAAAAGUCCGGGAUGGAAGUGCGGCCGGUAUCGUAUGCAAAUGCGUGCGCUGACGUAGGCGAUCAUGUGGGUUUUGGCGUAGAUCCCUCCGUGAUCGGGAGAAUUUUUUUUCCCUGCUGUUGUCUUUGGGAUUCGGGAGAAUCUCCGGAAUUGCUCGCUGCGCGUCGCUUUCACACCUGGACGGGAAGCCGGUUCGGGAUCUGCUCGCCAUCGUCGCCGAACCGGGCAGCGCAGCACGGCAGGGGCUGGAGGAGCCCGGUACCUCAGCGCAGCUGGGCCAGAGUUUGAGGGGUGGAGGAGGGGCAGCCCUCAUCCGCCAGCACCGACCCCAGCCCCCCCCACCCCCUUCCCCCCUCUGCGGGGGGGGGGCUAAACAAGCCCGCUGGAAUCACCCACGCCAGGAAGCGAGGAUGGAGGUCACAGAGCGGUCAGAAUGUCUUUGAUGAAGUCUCAUGAAGUCUUUAACUGGAGCUGACAUUCAGAGUCAGCAGAAAAGUUUGAGAAGUGAAGGCUAAGGGGCAGACCCCUCCUCAAACGCAGAGACAUCUUGUCCACACAGUCCAGGUUCUUCAGCGAGGUCGUGCCGGAUCAGAGCGAUGGCAAGUCGAAGGAAGUCAUCCAUUCCUUGCAUGAUCCGAGCCAGCGAGCUGCCAGAUCAGGACAUCCCAGAAGACGUGGAAGCACCGGUUGACGGCGCCGUCGAGAAUGGGUCUUCACGGAGUCUGUCCGGCUGGACCUCGGAAAAAGACACCGUGAGUUCCGGAGGCAAGGGGAAGGAGGGGGUGGAGCCGGGACAGCCGAACGGAGAGGCGCAGCCCCAGAGAAAGCCUCAGGGCGGUUACGAGUGCAAGUACUGCACCUUUUCCACUCAGAACCUGAACGAAUUCAAAGAGCAUGUGGAUUCCAACCAUCCAAACGUCAUUCUCAACCCCCUAUACCUGUGUGCUGUUUGCAACUUCAACACAAAGAAGUUUGACAGUCUGACAGAACACAAUGAGAAAUGCCACCCCGGUGAGAGCAACUUCAAGUUCAAGCGCCUCAAACUCAACAGUCAGACAAUCUUAGAGCAGACGAUAGAAGGCGUGAACAGUGCCGUGGUCUAUGACACAUCCAUCUCCCAAAGUAACGAAGACAAUGUUUCCUCCAAUAGAUCAGCUUGUGGGAGGAACGUUAAACCAAAACUGGAAGGUAAACGGAUUUUCCGUAAGUGGGACGAGAAGGAGAACCCUCUGGAUGGCCUUACAUUAGACCUCCCAAAAAAACAAAUUGCGGCCCUAAAUGUCAACGGGACAGUUAUCAUCCCAGAAGCUGCUCUUAAAGAAGGGAUCUCUCACAUUAUGCCUUCCCUGCAACGCCCACCUAACUUCAACUCGGUACCAAAAAUCGCUGUCCCUUUGAAUACCGCCAAAUACAAUCCCUCUCUGGACGGAAACAUGACUCUCAUCGCCUCCUUUAACAAGUUCCCCUACCCAACCCAGGCUGAGCUUUCCUGGCUGACUGCAGCCUCCAAGCACCCGGAAGAACAAAUUAAGGUGUGGUUCACCACCCAACGGUUAAAGCAAGGCAUCAGCUGGUCUCCAGAGGAGGUGGAAGAGGCUCGCAAGAAAAUGUUCAAUGGAACCAUCCAGCCAGUACAGCAGACAUUUACUGUCUUGCCUGCUCCUCUGACACAGUCAACCAAAGCCACACAGUCAUUGAUUCAGACUGUUCCCUGUCAGCUCCUUGGACAGUCCAGCUUGGUGUUGACGCCUGUCGCUAAUGGGUCAACCGUAACCUGUGCUCCAAUUGCUCUUACAGUAGCCAAUCAAGUAGUACAGGCUCUCAAGAGGCCUUUGCCCGCCCCUGUGGUGGCCCCCGAGGCAAAAAGGCCAACCAUUAUUCAAUCAGUCCAAACCCCCCAGAAACCUGCCUCUCCCACUGCCACUGUCUGUCUGGAUCAAAAGAAAACUAGAGAUCAGAUUGCGGUGCUGAAGGCAAGCUACGCCCAGAGCCAAUUUCCAGACGAUAAUGAGGUGUACCGUCUCAUAGAAUCCACUGGUCUUUCCCGAGGCGAGAUCAAAAAGUGGUUUAGCGACCAGCGUUCUCGUAACAAUAAAGGUGUGUUGCACUUAAAUAGUGACCCGUCGGCAAAAGAGACUCAGCAAAAGACGGUUCCCACCCAGUUCCCUCUGUUGGAGAGGGUGAAGGGCAAAACUUCGGAACAAUUGAAAAUGCUUGAGGAAAGUUUUCAGAAAAGCAGCCUCCCAACCGAGGCUGAAGUUGACCAGCUGGUGACAGGCACCCGGCUCUCCAAGAAGGAAAUCGACAGCUGGUUUUCAGAGCGGCGUGCGCUGAGGGACAACAUGGAGCAAGCUCUGUUACACUCCAUGGGUUCAAAGAAGGUAGAGGUGGAGGAGCAGAAACUGCAACAGCAGCAUCGAGGAACGCUCAACGGCAUGCAUGAACAGGAAGGUCACCUAAGGUCAUCUCCCAUCACCAUUGUCUCGAGUGGUCCUUCCCCUAUUAACAGCAAAGCCCUGGGUCUUCUCCAGGAUGUUUUCAAGCAAACCCAGUGGCCAUCACCCGAGGAAUACAAUCAGCUGGAGGCCCAAACGGGUCUGUCUCGCACCGAAAUAGUAUGCUGGUUCAAGGACAGCCGGCUGGCCCUGAAGAGUGCAAAUCCAGAGCGGAUGGAUCAGUUUCAGAAGCCAGGAGGUCAGGGACAGAAUGAACAAGGUUCACCGUCAAGUGCCCAGGGCCUCGCCCAGCAGCAGUCCCAGGAGGCGAAGACGCUAAGAGGGGAUGAUGUCAAGAGGCCUGAGCAGUCAAAGCUCAGCAGCCAGGAGAUCGUAGACUGGUUUGCCAGUAAGCUGGGCCAGAACAUGUCUGAUCUCAAGAAGAAUGGUAGAGAGGAUCAGGAGGGCUGGGUUACAGUGACCAUGGGGGUGGGAAAUGAGAGCACAGACUUGAAGGAAAAGGCUCUGGCCUCAGAAUCUGACGUGGUAAUUGCGGACAACUCUGGAAGGGUGACUGGAUAAUGCAUGUAAGGUCAAGAUGGUGGCAGGCCAUAACUUAUGUGGAGGAUAGGAGAAAAGAAGGGACACAAUUGUUUUGAUUUUAUUAUUAUUUCCGUAUUUGAACCCAAUGAUUUCACAAGGGGUGCUGUGAAGUCAAAGGCAUAAGCAACUGUGAAAUGCACCUGAAGCACUGAGCUGGUGACCUUCGAGUGCCAAAGUUGGACUAAUGCAUUACUACACUUUAAAAAAAAAACACACAAAACUAAACAAAAAGGGCCCUUGUAUAUAUUUUUUUCUGUAUCGACAAGUUUGUACAA